CAAAAGGGCGACCCCACCGCCGGGGUCCACGGCUCCCGUUUCCGCCCGCGCCACACGCCAUGGCCUCCUCCCCGCCGCGCGGCCAGCCCGCCACCGCCGCCCCGCCGGCGCCCGCGGCCACCACGUCCCCGCAGGUGCCCGCCGCCUCCCACCCGCUCCCCCGCGCGUUCCUCGCCUCCUCCUCCCCACGCGCCGCGGCGGCGGCACCACCGGUGCCCCCGCUCUUCACCGGCCGCCCGCUAAACCCUAGCGCUCCAGGCCACGCCUCCUCCGCGCCCCACGGCAUCCUCUACCCCGUCACGAAACCCAUCUCCACCUCCGCGGCCGCGCAGCUCCGCCGCGUUCCCCCCAUGGCCGUCGGGUACCCCCGCGCCCACCCCGUCGCCGUCCCCAUCGCGCAGCCGCCGCAGCCCCUGGUGCACUCGCAGCCCCGUUCAUUCGCGGCCGUUCCUCGGGCUCUGGUGGCGGGCGUGGUGGCGCGUCCCGAGCAACAACCUCCGCGAGGAGUUCCAAUAGCUCCGCAGCCCAAGGUUAAUCCAGUCCCCCCUGGUGCUCCAUCUAGUGAGCAGGUCAACCCAAAGGACAGGAGCAGAGAAGACACUACGACUGUGGUGAUUAAUGACCGCAAAGUUAACUUGCUGGACAGUGAGUCAGGAUCCUUGUACGCUCUUUGUAGAUCCUGGGUGCGCAAUGGUGUUCCACAUGAAAGUCAGCCAAGCUUUGGAAAUGGUGAACCAAUUCUUCCAAGACCUUUGCCUGCUUCAGUUGUAGAUUCUAGGAUAUCAGAUAAGGAAAAUAAUGAUGCUGCAGAUGUAGGUUCAGAUGAAGAGCCACAGAAGAAUGCUGAUGGUGAAUAUAACACAAGUGACUUAUUGAAGCAGCAUGUAAAACGUGCAAAAAGGAUACGUGCUGGGUUGCAGAAGGAAAGGCUUCGCCGGAUUGAAAGAUACAAGCAGCGCCUUGCACUUCUUUUGUAGAAAUGACGUUUGACCGCAUCUAUUUAACAGAAUAAGCUGAAAGCAUAGGCACAUAGCUGUUUGUUGUGAGCUGAUACUUCCUUAAGCAUUGACCAGCAUUGUAUGUUUAGGAGAUUUCGUUUUGUAUCUUUUUAUUACCAAAUUAUCUAAUUAAUGAACUGAAAUCUCUAAUGCUUCUCAUCA
Molecule: messenger RNA, 1160 nt
Organism: Setaria italica (foxtail millet)
Lineage: Eukaryota; Viridiplantae; Streptophyta; Magnoliopsida; Poales; Poaceae
Product: formin-like protein 6
Exons: 7
Coding region: 60-977 (305 amino acids)
Cellular component (GO): transcription repressor complex
Source: RefSeq, a predicted model, not a curated record